AUGACGGCGAAAGUUCCAGCCGUGGGUAUUGAUCUCGGGACCACCUAUUCCUGUGUGGGGGUCUUCCAGUCCGGCCAAGUCGUGAUCAUUGCCAACGAACAGGGCAACAGGACCACACCCAGCUAUGUGGCCUUCAGUGGCCAUGAGUGUCUUAUCGGCGACGCCGCCAAGAACCAUACUGCCAAGGACCCGUCAAACACAAUCUUCGAUGCCAAACGCCUCAUUGGUAGAAACUUCACUGACGACAUUGUCCAGAACGACAUGAAACGUUGGCCCUUUGAUGUCGUGAACGAUGGCGGCCGGCCCAAGGUAAAGGUGCUUUACAAGGGCGAAACGAAGACAUUCUUCCCUGAGGAGAUCUCCAGUAUGGUCCUUACAAAGAUGAAGGAAACAGCCGAAGCUUACCUCGGAAUGAAAGUCAAAGAUGCGGUAGUGACCGUCCCUUUCUCUUUCAACGAUUCUCAGAGACAGGCCACAAAGGAUGCUGCUCUCACCGCCGGCAUGAACGUCUUGAGAAUCAUUGAUGAGGCCACUGCCGCUGCCAUUGCCUAUGGUUUAGGCAAAAAGUCCAGUGUUGAGACGAACGUGUUAAUAUUCGACGUGGGAGGCGGGACCUUCGAUGUGUCCAUCCUGAUCAUUAAAGAUGGCGUCUUCGAGGUUAAAUCUAGCACCGGCGACACUCAUUUGGGCGGGGAGGACUUCGACAACGUCAUAAUGGACUUUUUUGUAAGGGAAUUCAAGAAAAAGCAUAGAAGGGAUCUCACAACUGACAAGAGAGCUCUGCGACGACUCCGUAAUGCGUCUGAGCGGGCAAAGAGGACACUGUCAUCCAGUCAAAAGACCUUCGUUGAGAUUGAUGCCCUGUUCGAGGGGAUUGACUUCAAUUCCGUCAUGACGAGGGCAAGAUUCGAAGACCUGAAUAUGGAAUUCUUCCGUGUCAUGUUAAAGCAGGUAGAGAACGCUCUUCUUGACGCCAAGAUGGAGAGGGCGGAUAUUGAUGAAAUCGUACUGGUUGGCGGCUCCACAAGGAUACCCAAGAUCCAGGAACUCCUCAAGGACUUCUUUAAUGAGAAGGAACUAAAGAUGCCGAUUAACCCCGAUGAAGCAGUGGCGUAUGGGGCAGCCAUCCAAGCCGCCAUCCUUACCAGAGACCAGUGA
Lineus longissimus is the source of this 1158-nucleotide messenger RNA. RefSeq names its product heat shock 70 kDa protein cognate 4-like. Gene Ontology annotation, molecular function: ATP-dependent protein folding chaperone; ATP binding. Bases 1 to 1158 code for a protein of 385 amino acids. The record is from RefSeq and is a predicted model, not a curated record. The transcript is spliced from 6 exons. Gene Ontology annotation, cellular component: cytoplasm; plasma membrane; cytosol. NCBI's taxonomy places the organism in Eukaryota, Metazoa, Nemertea, Pilidiophora, Heteronemertea, Lineidae.